This is a messenger RNA of Mesorhabditis belari, 732 nucleotides long. Lineage: Eukaryota; Metazoa; Nematoda; Chromadorea; Rhabditida; Rhabditidae. The record is from the annotation of a GenBank genome assembly.
AUGGAAGCUAUACCUUUGGGUGGAUUGAUAGUUAUCAGAGGACUUGACGAUGGAAGUGAUUCAGAUUUGGUGCGUUAUUUAGCCUCGAAAGGUACAGAAGCCUUUGAGACUACGCCAUGUGAAGAUUUAGCAAGAUUUUCGAGAAAACCCAAUUCCUUUCAUCAACACGACACCACUGGGAUCGAUUUUAGCGUCUUGUACCUCAAAUAUGGACUAGAUUUAACACUGAGGAAUCUCAGCAAGUUUAAAGAAUCGAUUUGUAUAUGUUUAUUGGUCUUGCCUGACGUGGAGAAGAUUAUGGAAUGGAAUCGCGUUGCUUCAGUAGCUGAUGCCACAAUAGAGUUGAGACGAGAAGAUACAAAUUUGAUUGCAAACAUUACCAGAUGGGAAAGAAACGGAAAAGUCAAUAAGCGGGAAGAAAUCAUCUCCGUGCAGAGUGAACCUUUUCGACUAGAAUUCCGAAAAUAUCAAGCAUCGCUUUUGGAAACGGUGGAGUCCGCACCUGAACCAUCGCUCAGUACAUCGUUUGAUAUUGGACUUAAUCUUAAAAGAUCGGAAAGGGCUGCUAAAGAAUCGCUUGAGCUUCCUUUUACAAAAAUGCAAAACGAGCAAGGUUUGGUCGAUAUUCGUAUGGGCUCUGGGAGAAAAGUUCGAGCUGGUGGCCGAGUCAUUUAUACUCCCGAUCAAGACGAUGAUCUUGAUGAUAGUGAUCCUGAUGAUGACUUGAAUCUU